This is a messenger RNA of Lithohypha guttulata, 579 nucleotides long. RefSeq lists its product as uncharacterized. Lineage: Eukaryota; Fungi; Ascomycota; Eurotiomycetes; Chaetothyriales; Trichomeriaceae. The transcript is spliced from 2 exons. The record is from RefSeq and is a predicted model, not a curated record. The coding region runs from base 1 to 579 and encodes 192 amino acids.
AUGACAGCCGAAGAAUUCGAUGCCAUUGCGGCAACGCUUGUGCAAUCUGCAAUGGAAGACGAUCAGGAUCAAAUAUGGUUUCAUUUCGAAGGACGAAUUCCACAGACCACAUUGACGUGCAUACAGGGUCUGCGCCAGCGGUACACCCACGCCAACCCAAAGCCCAAGCUCAGAGUAUCGGUGGAAAUUGAGAAACCCCGCAGGGAGGGUCUGCAAGAUCUGGUCUACGAGGCAGAUGUAGUGUUUUACUCGAGGGGCUGGGCCGAAGCCGAAGGACAUCCAUCCGCUAUGGCUUGUCUCGAAUCUCAGGUCAAAGUAAUUGCAGACGCCGACUCCACGAGACCGGAAAAAUACGACGACGAGUAUGAACGUACACUUAUUUGUACUUGGGGUGACAAAGGUGCCGCAGCGUUAAGAUAUACAUGCCAGCAAGGCAUACUCUUUGGUUUUAUGCAUCCUUGGUCAUUACAGCAAAAGCUGGCAUUUGCGAUCGAGCUUGCAGGUUGGAAGGUGGUGCAGGUAGGGUUUGCUGGACUCGGGAGGCGGAUGAGAAGCACAUUUCAGAACUGCAAAGCAUGA